ACAUGACUGAAUGUUAAAGGACCCAUGAUGACUGUCCAGAAUAUCUCCUGUUGAAAAACUCAUACGUGCUUCUCAGUUUUUACAAACACAGAGUCAGAGAUGUCACAAUAUUACAUUAAUGGCACUGUACACACUUGACAGAAGGCUUCUUAUGUUAUUAGUUUUUUUUUAAUUAAUUUAGUGUUUUAUAAGAAUUAUCCAAAUUUCCUGUAAUCUUUGCUUGACAAGAUUGUAAAGAACAGACUUUAUGGCAUUAUUCUUUGAGAAUGAUAUAUCAUACUUUCCCCUUUAAAAAACACUUCUAUGUUUUUCUUCUUGAUUUAUGGAGCUUAUGUUUCUCUACAUCUUCUUUGUAACAUCUGUGUACAAGAUGAUCAUUGUAGGGACUGAGGAACUCAAACAAGCUGUGAUCAUAUUAAAGCAGUUUUUUUUCAUCAAGGUUUAUGGUUGCAUAUUCAACAAAAAUUGAGGAACACCUAACAAUUUAAAACUCAUUGCAGACAAAUGGACAGAUUAUACUGUCAUUAUCUGCAAACCUAAGGUGAAGUUGAUUAAACAGAGGGGUCCUGCUGGAAAAAACAGCAAACCAGCAUUGUGUUUUGGUGAAGGUUUGCUACAUAGACCAGCGUAUCAUGCACAUCUGGUGAACAGCACAUGGAAAUAUGGAGGAGAUGCCAACAAUUACAACUCAGUGCUGAACUACAUUACCCACAAUCCUUCAGUGUGUAUUAUAGAGGAAGAUUCGGUGUCCUGGCUGCUUGGGUUACUCUAUACCCCUCAAUACAGACGUAAAGGUUAUGUCAAAUGACUGGUGUUAGUCAUAUCCCAAAAUCUCCUGGAGCACAGAUACCCUGUGUGUAUAGUUUUCACAUCACUGGCCUUAUCAGACUAUAAAUCUGUGUGGUUUGAGCUGAAUAAACAAGAGAACGAAUAA
Messenger RNA from Misgurnus anguillicaudatus (oriental weatherfish), 934 nucleotides. Lineage: Eukaryota; Metazoa; Chordata; Actinopteri; Cypriniformes; Cobitidae. The record is from RefSeq and is a predicted model, not a curated record.